Molecule: messenger RNA, 2197 nt
Organism: Elaeis guineensis (African oil palm)
Lineage: Eukaryota; Viridiplantae; Streptophyta; Magnoliopsida; Arecales; Arecaceae
Product: double-stranded RNA-binding protein 2
Molecular function (GO): double-stranded RNA binding
Source: RefSeq, a predicted model, not a curated record
GCAUGUAUAAGAACCAGUUGCAGGAACUUGCUCAGAGAAGCUGUUUCAACUUACCAUCUUAUGCGUGUAUCCGGGAGGGGCCGGAUCAUGCUCCAAGGUUCAAGGCGACAGUUAAUUUUAAUGGAGAGACCUUUGAGAGCCCGACCUUCUGUUCCACGCUGAGGCAGGCAGAGCAUGCUGCAGCUGAGGUAGCUCUGAACACCCUCUCGAAGAGGGGCCCUUCUAGAUCACUCGCUGCAAAAGUUCUGGAUGAGACUGGUAUUUACAAGAAUUUACUUCAAGAAACAGCUCAUAGAGCUGGGUUGAAAUUGCCUGUUUACACCACUAUUCGAUCUGGACCGGGUCAUACGCCUGUCUUCACAUGCACAGUUGAGCUUGCAGGAAUGAGCUUUACUGGGGAUCCUGCCAAGACCAAGAAGCAGGCUCAGAAGAAUGCUGCCAUGGCUGCCUGGUCUGCAUUGAAGAAAUUGCCACAUUUGGGUUCACCAUCAUCAUCAUCACCAACAUUGGAACAUGAGGGCAAUGAUGAACAAGAACAGGUCACUAUUGCUCGUGCUCUUGCAAGUUUGCAUCAGUCGCAAGGAAACAAGUUGAAUUUUCAAAAUGACCGUCAGCGUAAUCGGCGGAGGCCAGCUCCUAUUCGAAAAGAUAUGCAUCCAGCAGCCAAUAUAUCUUUCUAUCCAAUGCCUUUUCAGGGUUGGACAUACCCAAGUUUUUCACCAGAAGCAGCAAUGUACCAAAUGUGGCAGCAAGCACAAGCAUCUCAACAACAGGCACACUUGUUGACAUUACCAGCUCCCUCGCAUCCCAUUAAUCCGAGACUUAUCCCAACUUUACGGUCCGUAUACCAGCCAACUCAAGGCCAAUUCUUCCCAUCAGUUGAGCAAGAUUCUGUUAGUUCUGUCCCUUGCUUCACAGAAUCUGCUCCUGUGCUGCCAGUGUACUUCUCAGACUAUUCUGUAUCUGUUCCACCUAAAAGUCAGUCCCAGGUGACCAUACAAGAGAUACAGGAGGAGCAAAACCAAGGGGAAGGGAAGGAAUGGCUCAAUCUUCCAUCAGAAGCUGCAGUGUUCUCUUCAUUUGAUAUUUCAGAUUCUAAUCUUCCAUUGGAUGAUGCUGGUCCUGUGCCACAAGUUCAGGAGCCACUGGAAGAUAAAGAAGGAAAUGGUUCUCGUGGAAGCACAGAAGUAAUUCCUGGGAGACAAAUCAACAACGCUCCUGGUUUAAAGCCAGUUGUGCCUACUUCAAACCCAUCAAGGGUUCAAGAUUCAACAGAUGUUGUAAAGAUUCAGGAAAGUCAGCAGGUGGAGAGAAGCCAAAGGAAACCAUUUGAAUGGGUGCCUGGGGCAUCAAUCUGGCCUGGGCCAUCAACUCCAAACCGACCUCCAAAUUUGCAACAGAAUGUCAAUUCCUUCAACCAUACCCAGUCUGCCCUUGGAGUCCAUCAUCCAUCAUCAAGGAGUUCUUCCAGUCUACCCAGGGGAUUUAGGCCUCUUAUUGCAGCUCCAGGAACAGCAAGGACUGCAGUUCCAGCUCCAAUACGAUCAUCGAGUCCCAGAGCUGAAGCAUUGAGACCUCGAGUCCCAUCACUGGCUGCCCCUGUGACGAUCAGAACUGCUGUUCCUGUGUGUUCAGCAAGGCCUGGAGCAGUGAAUCCCAGCAGUGAGGUGUCUCGUGCCAGUUUCAUGGCACCUGCCGUCCAUGUCAGGUCUGUCAUACCAGUCUGUUCGGCCCCACCAUCAAGAAAACCUGACUCAACCCAAAGGGGUACCCAGGAGCCAGAAUGCAUUGCAGCAGUGAAUUCAGAACUUGGUGAGCUUCAGAUAUGAGCAACAGUUUUGGAUUAUUUAGCUAGACUUUGUAGGCCUAUCCAUUUGUUGGGUGUCUACCUCACUGUCUUGUAAAACUUUAUAAUACAUAGCUAGGUCUAUGGGAAUGUUAUGGGGUUGUGCUACCAAUCUGUGAGCUCAUUGCAUUCAUUUACACUGGUAGAGUUAAGAGAAUAAACAAAACAAUUCCAUUUAGAGUAUAUGAAAAAAAUUUUCUUUUGUGAUUGAGAAAAGAUGUCUGAUCGUACAGGGCCGUUCACCGAAAGUUUGAUGGCCUUUGUCACCAAGAACGUUGUUUCUAGUUGUCAAAAAUGACUGUCUGCUCGACAAUGUUUUUGAGCUUGAAAUUUGAUUAUUCUGUUUCACAA